Porites evermanni is the source of this 3442-nucleotide messenger RNA. NCBI's taxonomy places the organism in Eukaryota, Metazoa, Cnidaria, Anthozoa, Scleractinia, Poritidae. The record is from the annotation of a GenBank genome assembly.
AAAUCACCUGCAAAUUGGCUUCCUGCUUCAUUUAACCAGGUAAGAACGGUUACUAGGUAAACCGAUAAAAGGUAAUGCCAUCUUAUUGCUAAUAUAUGAAUAAUACACCUUGACUUUCUAACCCAGAUUACAGGAUGUUGACCAAAGGGGCAAGCAGGAUUAAGGAGAGCUGACAUUUUUGGUUACAUUUAGCUUUCAUGGUCAAAAUAAUAAAGUGAUUUCGAUCACUCUGAAACUGUGAAACAGUAUCUUGCACUGAGUAAACAAAAGAAAAGUAAAAACAAAAAAAGUAAUAAUAUUAAAGUAUAAUACUGUGCUGUAUUAAUCACAGUAAAAUCUCCCCAUAACAUUUUAUUUUUUCCCUUAGAUCUUUUCAAAUUAUAAGACAAAGUGUGGAGACUUCAGAAGACUAUUUAAAGAUCUGCCUGACACUGAGCAACUUAUAGUGGGUGAGGGAGUUAAUUUUAUAUUUGAUUGUGUGCACAUGCAUUGUAAGCAAGUAUUAAAUCAAAUAAUGUAUCCUUUUUAGUUAAUUUGAUAAAAAUAAACAGGGUAAUAUAUUGCCCAUAUAUUAUAUUAAAACAAAGCAGUUUUAGAGUUAUUUUUUAAAAUUGCCAACAUACCAAUGUAACUUUUAUCAAGAAAUGCCUGCAGUUUAGUGGUGGCUGUUCAUCACAAAGAGAGGAGAGCAAUUUACUUCUUCCAUUUAACUUCUCAAACUAAUCAAUAAUUCAUAGACAAAAUGCAAAGGAAAUUAAUUGUUUAAUUAGUGGUUGGACCAAAGUGUACUCCUUUUGACAGCUUUAAUUUCUCCUUCUAAAAUCACCUUGUGUUAGAAGUCAUAUGAAACACUUGACAUAGUGUUUUGACAUCACACAUUCAAACGCCUCAAAGUUAUCAAAAAUACUCCACUGUGCAUCAAUUCUUUUCUCAGUGUUUGAUUAUCUUGUGAUGAAACACUGUUUCUCAUGUUUGAUUUUUUACGAGACGUAAAAGUAUGGACUUUUUCAGUUUUUAGUUUUAACUGUCCCCUCCUUGAUAACAGUGAACAAGAGCUCCCGUAAAGUUCUGUUGGUCCACAGCUGAUGAAAAAUUUGACACAAGUCUGUUUCUGACUGUUGGCCGAAUAUUGGCCAGCUGUCAGCCAACUGUGGGGUGACUGUCUGCCAAAUGUUGUCCGACAGUCAGCCAACAGUUUUCUGGGGAACCUGUACCAAAGAUAACUUAAAACAAUAAUAUUAUUAAUGUUUGAUCAGUAGCCUUGGGUUGACAUUUUUAUUAUCAAUGUUUUCAUGUCUCAAUUUCUUACAGAUUACUCAUGUCGAAACGUCGCUCUAUAGAAUCAAGUACCGGCUGAAAUACAUAGAGUUUUGACCGAUACAAAGAUACGAUUGUAUAAACCGACCCUUUGUAAACACUCAUAAUGAGAGAAAGGAUUAUUCAGGUGUGACUUAAGUAGAAUAAAUGACUGUAUGGAGAACUUUAAAGAAACUAACUUAAGUUAACUAAGUUACCUGUUCUCUUUUGGAGUAGACCCUACAGGCUGUUUACCGGCUGGGCAUUAGAAAUAUCAGCAAAUGUAAUAAUCUACAUUUACUGAUAUUCUGAUAUUUCAAUACUUAAUAAAACCAUAAUAAUUUAUACAAACAUAUCAGUAUUUCAAUUUAUGUUUUUAUUUUCAAAAUAGUGUUGUACUUAAUUAUAAAUGAACAUUUAUUAUCCCAUUGACAAUUACCUUUUACAUUGUUUAAAUACAAGGCAAUGAUUUGCUAGGAAAAUCAGGUAAACCCACACUUGUAGUUUUAAUAAAUUUGAAUGUUUGAACCUUCUGUAGGUUAUGUUAAGAAUCCAAAACUUUGUCUAAAAUUUAAAAAUUAUUAAUUUAUUAUCUAAUAAACUACUUUAGGUCACAAUUAAAUGCACUGACGUCAAUAGUAUAAGGAAAGAAAAGACUGCCCUGGUAAUACCCAAUGCUGUACAAGUGUGCACAGAGACUGAAAAGGUAGGUUAAUUUAGUACAAAUAACUUUAACAUUAUUCCUCACAAAGUAAGAGUCAUGGCCUGGACAUGGCCGUCAUGCAGGUUCCCCUGUUGUUUGUUUGUUUGUUUUUUGUCUGUUUUUCUUUUACUUCCUUAUUGUCCCUUUACCCUGAGACUUUGUGUGGCUAGUAUAUUAAAUUAUUGUUUAGGACUGUGAUGUAAUGUAUACAGGGUUGUCACUAAGAUUUCAAGUUGCCAGGUAAAUACAACAAGUAGGUGGAGAAUUAGGCAGCUAGGGAUUUCCUUUGGUUCUAUUUUUCUUCGUUUUUUCAAUGAAAAUAGCCGGGGGAAAACCCUGGCAUUCGGCUAUUAAUGACAGCCCUCUGUGUAUGAGAAAUGCGUAUUAUCUACCUGACUGUGUUCUUGGGUUGAGUUACAUAUAAUAUUAAUACUUUUUCUGCUGCUGGAAGCAGCUUUGUGCUGUACUGAAGUCUACCCCUCUGCACCCUCCCCCCCACCCCCCCAUACCUGAUGUAUUACAAAAAGGACUUAAGGACUUGCCUGUCUCUCCCUUUAAGUAAUAUGAGCAGCGUUAAUUAUACUGUAGUACUGUUGCAAUUUAUAUAUCACAAUAUCAGACAAUAAUGUUACUGAACUAAAUGACAUUUUUUGUUCUUUCAAUCAUAGUACUUUUUUGCUUCAUUCAUAUCAAGAGACACUACAUACACAGUUCUCUUCAGGAUUUGGCAAAAUGCAUUAUUAGACCAGGUACACUUAAAUGUUACAGGGCUGUGCUCUAGCAGAGCUCAGUGGCCCUUGGUGCCCGACUUAAAUUGCUCUAGCUUGGGUGACUAGAAAAUCUCAGAUUUUUCGUACAAAUCAUAUGGUGGGCACCCAAGGUUUUACAGGUUCAGCGCACUGGACUUCCUUCAAAUUUCCCCAGAGCACAGCCUUGUUUUAUGUGUAUUUUUGCAGACUUACUUUUGAAAUCAAGAUCAAGGGAACGCGUGUAGCAUGGAGAUAGAGACUAAAGGCUUGCUUUGUAUGUGACUGAGAAUUACUGAAUUCAGAACACAAGAAGAGAAAUUCCAUGUUUUGAUCCAGUUGCAAGUUCAACAACUUUACCUUUCAUGUUGUUGUGCAUGCUAUAGUAUUUUUAUGGUCUUCAGCUUUGACAAAUGUCAAUCUUUGUCGGUGAAAAACAUUUUUCUUUCCCUUAACAAAAAAUGGAAAUUUAAUUGUCCUGGUUACAUAAGAUUUUUCAUUCCAAUUUUCUCAGCCACUAAGCCCAUCAGAACUUAUCCAGGUGGUUGGUAAAUAUUCAGAAUCACAUGAUGUUAGUUCUGAUAAUGAUGAUGAUUCUGAUGAUUCUGAUGAUGGCAAGGAGGUCCAACUGUCUAAUGAAUCCAGUGGAAGUGAAGCUGAUGUUGAAGGAGAAAUGCCAUCUGGGGACAGUCUUUCA